AUGGCUCCCAAUGACGGUCCCUCGCGCAUGCAUGGCCUUCACGGCAAGAAGCUCAUCUACUUCACCUCGGUCUUUGUCUCGUUAGGUGUCUUCCUGUUUGGUUACGACCAAGGUGUCAUGAGCGGUAUCAUCACCGGUACCUACUUCAAGAGCUACUUCAACCAGCCAACAAGAGCAGAGAUUGGCACUAUGGUUGCUAUUCUCGAGGUCGGCGCUUUCAUAUCUUCUCUGGGAGUUGGUCGUAUUGGCGACAUCCUUGGUCGUAGGCGCACCAUUCUCUACGGAGCUGUCAUUUUUGUCAUUGGCGGUGCUUUCCAGACAUUUGCAACUGGCAUGCCUAUGAUGAUGCUCGGUCGUAUCAUUGCCGGUCUGGGUGUUGGUGCGCUUUCGACCAUUGUGCCUGUGUACCAGUCUGAAAUUUCACCGCCUCACAACCGUGGAAAGCUCGCGUGUAUCGAGUUUUCGGGCAACAUUGUUGGUUAUGCGUCGAGUGUCUGGGUUGACUACUUCUGCUCAUUCAUCCACAAUGACUGGAGUUGGAGACUUCCUUUGUUCAUGCAGUGUGUCAUGGGCUCGUUGCUCAUCCUCGGUUCUUUCUUGAUCUGCGAAUCUCCCAGAUGGCUGCUCGAUAACGACCACGACGAGGAGGGCAUUGUCGUUAUUGCCAACCUCUACGGCAAGGGCGACAUCCACAACCAAAAAGCGCGCGACGAGUACCGCGAAAUCAAGAUGAACGUGCUGCUGCAGCGUCAAGAGGGCGAGCGCAGCUACAAGGACAUGUUCAAGCGCUACUACAAGCGUGUCUUUAUCGCCAUGUCUGCCCAAGCGCUCGCCCAACUCAACGGCAUCAACGUCAUCUCCUACUACGCUCCUCUGGUCUUUGAGCAAGCUGGAUGGGUUGGACGCGAUGCUAUUCUCAUGACUGGUAUCAACGGUCUUACCUACCUGGCCUCCACAAUCCCUCCAUGGUACCUAGUUGAUCGCCUCGGCCGUCGUCCCAUCCUCAUGUGGGGCGCUGUGGCCAUGAUCAUCUCCCUCUCGGCCAUCUCGUACUUCAUCUACAUCGAUAUACACCUCACGCCGCGCAUGGUCGUUAUCUUCGUCGUACUGUACAACGCAGCAUUCGGUGCCUCGUGGGGACCCAUUCCAUGGCUCUACCCACCCGAGAUUCUUCCUCUGAGCAUCCGUGCCAAGGGUGCAUCUCUGUCUACUGCGUCCAACUGGGCUUUCAACUGGCUGGUCGGAGAGCUCACUCCCAUCCUACAGGACCUCAUUCAAUGGCGUCUGUACUUGAUGCAUGCAUUCUUCUGCGCCGUCUCAUUCGUUGUGGUGUAUUUCUGUUUCCCAGAGACAGCUAAUGUACGCCUCGAAGACAUGAACAGCAUCUUCGGCGACGCUUCCACCAUCGCCCCCUCACCCCAAACUCUCGCCGAAGCCGAAUCGCUUUUCAGCCGCAGUCCUGCACCUUCCAUGCAUCUCGACCGCGACGGCGACGCACCCCAAGACUCCAACAUCCCCGACUUGGAUAUUGAUCCCCCUGCUGUGGAUGUGCAGAACGGCAAACCCAUGUUUAGCCGCAAAGAGAGUGACUCUGAAGGUCUGGGAGGUUGGAUAUCUGGGCUUGUGAAGAAGGGCAAGGAUGGAGAUGCAGGGGGUAGUGGAAAGUAUAGACGUGUUGGCCAGGACGAUGAUUAG
Messenger RNA from Aureobasidium namibiae CBS 147.97, 1695 nucleotides. RefSeq lists its product as uncharacterized. Gene Ontology annotation, cellular component: membrane. The transcript is spliced from 2 exons. NCBI's taxonomy places the organism in Eukaryota, Fungi, Ascomycota, Dothideomycetes, Dothideales, Saccotheciaceae. Bases 1 to 1695 code for a protein of 564 amino acids. The record is from RefSeq and is a predicted model, not a curated record. Gene Ontology annotation, biological process: carbohydrate transport; transmembrane transport. Gene Ontology annotation, molecular function: carbohydrate:proton symporter activity.